Molecule: messenger RNA, 1957 nt
Organism: Mya arenaria
Lineage: Eukaryota; Metazoa; Mollusca; Bivalvia; Myida; Myidae
Product: QRFP-like peptide receptor
Exons: 2
Coding region: 398-1561 (387 amino acids)
Biological process (GO): G protein-coupled receptor signaling pathway
Cellular component (GO): membrane
Molecular function (GO): neuropeptide Y receptor activity; peptide binding
Source: RefSeq, a predicted model, not a curated record
UGCACAUUUUACGGGCUCUCACAGGCUAGUAUCUUCAAGCCGGAACUGGCUUCAAUAGAAUACCUGAGUGAAGGAAUUGGAUAAUGGUUAUUACUUGUUAUGGUUAACGUGGUCUUUUUGACAAGAGUUGCUAACUGAGUGUUUGGGAUGUAAUAUAUGUAGUGAGCAUUUGUGAUACGCAUUUGAUGCAUUUAAUGUAAAUGUACCAAUAUAAAUGUCAGCUUAGAAAUGAUCGACUUCAAAACUCUUUUCAAGAUUUCAAAAUAUGUUUGUUAACAGGUUUGAUAACACAGUUUAACAUUGCUAAAUUAGUCGAUAAUUGUGAUGUAUUUCACGGGAUAUAAAUAGAGGUUGACAAACUGAAUGGUAGCACCCCAAAACAAGGACGAACUUCAAGAUGAAUGCUAGUCAGGGAUCAUCUCCGGCUUACUCUAGCGGAUUAAUAACAUCAUACAAUGCGUCACAUUACUACUAUAGUGGGGACUACAAUACUUUCGAUACAUCGCUUUAUCUGUCAAAUUUAGAUGUUGAUUUAUACCUAGACCUGAGUCCACUGAACGUCGCGUUGAUCGUUUUGUACGGAUUUAUAUUCCUGAGCGGAUUAUUCGGAAACAUAAUUGUGAUCAUUUCGAUCAUUCGCUUCAAAAGUCUGAGGACAUUGACAAACUAUUUUCUGCUGAAUUUAACAAUUGGAGAUAUUUUAGUCAUCAUCGUGUGCAUUCCCCUAACGUUGGGUUCGACAAUUUACAAGAAGUGGGUUUAUGGUGAAGUGUUGUGCAAAUUAUUUCCCUUUCUACAAGGGACUGCCGUAUCAGUGUCAGUUCUCUCCCUUUUGUUUAUAACCGGAAGCAGAUAUGUUGCUAUUUAUAGACCGCUUGUGUCGAAACUAGUAUUUUCGAAACGAAAUGUUCGGAUAAUGAUAUUUUUCAUUUGGUGUGUUUCUUUUUCUGCUAUGCUACCUUUGUUGGUAGUUAAUAAAGUACGACAUGAAAUCGAACUUGAAAUAUUUGAAAGCAUUAUUUGCGAAGAAAAGUGGAACAGGUUAGACGAUAAAUUCAUAUUCACUGUGUUUAUAUUUAUAAUCUUGUUUGUUUGUCCAUUUAUUCUUAUGACAAUUUGCUAUAUUGUUAUUGGAUAUACGCUUUGGUACUCAAGAAAAUGUUUGGUGGAUGAAAGUUCAUGUCAAAAAAACAAGAAUCAAAUCAUCUUACGACAAAGACGACGGACUGUUAAAAUGCUCGUUUGCAUUUUAGUUACAUUUGGCAUAUGUUGGCUACCAUACUACGCUGUAAAUUUCUGGAUAGAUGCCAAUAUCGGCGAUGCAUCCAAAACGGAAAUGAUGUCAGCGGUGUAUACAUACAUGUUUCCUCUUGUAGUCUUAUUGGGACUAUCCAACUCAGCAGUGAAUCCGGUGUUUUAUUACAUACUGUGUCGUGGAUUUAGGCGAAGCUUCAAUACAAUAUUGUGCAGUGGCUUGCUCAAACGAGGGGAACAGCUGUUGAGACAAUCGAUGAAAGGAAAACACACAAUCAGUGAAAGUGUCGAUACAGCCCAGCUUUAGUGCAGUAUUGGUUAAAUGUAAUGGCAGAAUGGAGAUGAACAAAGUGUGAACAAAUGAAAAAGUAGAGAAGUAUUGAAUAUAUAACUUGUAAUGUAACAGUUGUAAGGUGUUAUUUAAAGAAGUGGUAAAAGGCUUACAGUGAAAGGUACAUAAAAAAAACAAAAAAAAAACAGAAAAUGUGUUGGACAAUGACUAAUAAGUCGAACAACAUGAAACUGAACGGGAACAUUGUGUUAUUGGUUAACAGAGUUCAAUGAAAUAAGUUCAAUAAUCAUAAAGUUUGAUCAUGUAAUACAAUUAAUUGUUAAAAUUAUACAAAUAUUGUUAAAAUGCAUUGUUAUGUUCUGUUAUAUUUUCUGCAAAACUAUAUUGAAAAGAUUAAAACAAAAAGCGUUU